This is a messenger RNA of Rhizoctonia solani, 582 nucleotides long. RefSeq lists its product as uncharacterized. The coding region runs from base 1 to 582 and encodes 193 amino acids. The transcript is spliced from 3 exons. Lineage: Eukaryota; Fungi; Basidiomycota; Agaricomycetes; Cantharellales; Ceratobasidiaceae. The record is from RefSeq and is a predicted model, not a curated record.
AUGCGGGACAGCUUUGCGCGAGGCGAUCCGUCUUGGGUGGCCCCUGAGCAUGAAGCCGGAUUGGGCGGUGGAUCGAGGUUGUUGGUGGAUCUGGACGAGGGACCGCGGAUGAGCAGCUCGUACAUUCAGCCUUGGGUUCCGCCGAGGCCUGUGGUUUGGCCACCGAGAAAAGAGGGCCAGCUAGGGAUGGAGAGUGCGCCGGGGCGUAUGGUGUUAGCGUGCUAUCCGGUUCAACAUCAAGUCCCUACUGCCACUGCUACACGAAUUGGUAAACCCAGCACUAGGAGCGAGUCCACUCUUCAGCCGAACGCAAUGGUGUCUCAGCGACCAGUCUCUUCGAGCCACAUAAGCACAUCACUUGCCAGCCCAUCCAUGAGCCUUCUUCCAACACCCUUCCAAGACGAACCUCCCAGCGAACGCACGCCAACGAGCCCACCUAGUCGAGCCACUCCGAUAUCAAGACAAGAGGCCCUGCUGACUCGAGCAGAGCCGUCUCGCAGACGCCAGCUACACGAUGAAGAGCAGGGCAGACACGAUGUCAUCCCGCCAUUGUAUAACGAAGCAUGGAAAACUGCGCGGUAA